UUGUUUGUGGAUAAGCAACAGAGAAAGUAAAACCUCAACAAAAACAAAACCCCUUCACUUCAUUCAUAGUUCUUGGUCUCUCACACAAAACAUCAUCAUCGUCAAUGGCUAAGCUAAGAACAGCCAUUGAUUCAUCAUUCUGGGACUUAAACAUUUCAUCUCCUCAAAACAUUGAUGGUUGGGCCAAAGCUGUUCCUGGUGACCCUUUUCCUCUUGAUGCUUCAGUUGGUAGUAGACUCUUUCGUCAUCAACAACUCUCUGAGCAACUCUCUCCUCGUUUUGGCAUUAUCCCUUCCUUUGCUCCUUCUUCUGUUAAGGAAGUUGGUUCCUUUUCACUUCAAUCACUUCUCCUUAAUCUUACUACUAAUCGUUGGUGGCUUGCAGCAACAGGGCAAUUCCGUCCCAGGAAAAUGAUAGUUGAUUUAAAAAAUGAGAUUUCUAAUGCUACUGAAUUCAAUCUCUCCACAGUUAAGGGUGUUGCAAAGCAUUUCAUUGACAAGUCGCAUUAUUCAUAUGGCUUAACCUCGCAGUUUUCUUUUUCUCCUUCAACGUCUGCGUUGUUUGCUUUAGAGGGCCAUGGUGAGAAAGAAAGGCGCCGCAAAAAAGUGAUGUUUUUUCACGAGCUUCCUGAACAUGAUCUUACGGUGGAGGCAGCAUGGCCUCAAUUGUUUGUUGACCACAAAGGAAGAUAUUGGGAUGUUCCCGAGUCUAUAUCAGUUGAUUUGUCAUCCUUUGUGUCUGAUUCUGGAUUGCGAUACCGUUUUGGGAUACAUAAGAACAAUGGUAAUCCUCAGGCAAUUAAUUCAACUGAUAGCGAUACACCACUGUCUCUACUGCCAGGGUUAUGCGCCAAGGCUGCUUUUACUUAUGACAAGAUCAAGUACUUUUGGAAAAACAAGGAGAUUGAGAAGGAAUACAAAAAAUUGACUCCAUAUGAUGUGCGACUUAAGGAACCUCAUGCAGCAGUAUCUGGAAUUAUAGGUAGCUCCUUUGCUUCCUGGAUUUGGAACGGGAAGAACUUUUCUGGUAUCGAUUCAGGAGAAGAUCAAGCCGUAUCAAAGAGAAGAAAGAGAUCUCGAUUUAAUGCCGAUUUGUUUGGUUCAGUUUGCUAUACUUUUCAGCAAGGAAGAUUCAUGAAGCGUUUCGGGGACUUAACCAGGGUAGAUGCCCGUCUAGAUAUAUCUUCAGCUUCCGGACUUGCAAAGAAGAUUCUGAAUGGUUUCAAGCGUUCUAGUGCUGAUCUUAACGAACAAUCAUCAGCCUCACCCCGGCUUAAUUUAAUCUUUCAACAGCAGGUUGCAGGACCGGUUGUAUUUCGAGCAGAUUCUCGAAUUGCAAUUGAGUCAUUGACAAGGAAACAUGGUAUCUACAUAGAAGAUUUCAUUUGCAGCUUGAAUUACUCUUUGGAGUUUCUGGAAUCCGGAAAAAUCGUUGCUUGGUAUUCACCAAAACGGAAAGAAGGGAUGGUUGAAUUGCGCUUAUUCGAGUUUUAAUUGAAGUCGGUCUUCAUCAUUUUUGUAAGUCAUGCAUAAUAACACCUUUUAAUGUAAGAAUGCGACACGGUUGUUGUUAAAGUCGCAUUUGUUUAUUAUCCUUUGUUCUUUGCAUGUAUGUUGUUGCAUGCAUAAUUCAUUUUAGAGUUAGUUGGCUUCUUUUUGUAUCAAUUAAGAGUUAUGUUUAGUUGGGUGGUUAUCAAAGGUUCAAAACCAAACUA
Trifolium pratense (red clover) is the source of this 1714-nucleotide messenger RNA. Its product is annotated as protein TRIGALACTOSYLDIACYLGLYCEROL 4, chloroplastic-like. The coding region runs from base 105 to 1493 and encodes 462 amino acids. The transcript is spliced from 5 exons. Gene Ontology annotation, biological process: acylglycerol transport; ER to chloroplast lipid transport. Gene Ontology annotation, molecular function: phosphatidic acid binding. The record is from RefSeq and is a predicted model, not a curated record. NCBI's taxonomy places the organism in Eukaryota, Viridiplantae, Streptophyta, Magnoliopsida, Fabales, Fabaceae. Gene Ontology annotation, cellular component: chloroplast envelope.